Molecule: messenger RNA, 396 nt
Organism: Colletotrichum spaethianum
Lineage: Eukaryota; Fungi; Ascomycota; Sordariomycetes; Glomerellales; Glomerellaceae
Product: putative agmatinase 1
Exons: 2
Coding region: 1-396 (131 amino acids)
Molecular function (GO): agmatinase activity; metal ion binding
Source: RefSeq, a predicted model, not a curated record
AUGACUGACAAAUCAAAGGCAAUUUCUGGUCGACCAGCAGCAAAUUCGUCCGUCUCCUCCACGCCAAGAAUCUUGACCCUUGGAGGAGAUCAUACAACGACGUUGUCUGCGCUGCGCUCAACGUAUCAGAGAUGGGGACCUGUCUCGGUGAUUCAUUUUGACAGCCACAUCGGGACAGCCGAGCCGGGAGGCUGGUCUACGCGGGAGCUUCUCACUAUCCUCGACGGCCUCGAAGGGCUCUCCGUAGUCGGUGCAGACGUCGUUGAGGUUGCACCCGCGUAUGACAACAACGGCGAGACCACUAUUCUUGCUGCAGCCGAGGUUGCCUAUUCUCUGAUUGACCUUAUGGUACUGACACCUGUUCAGUCAAAGGCAGAUAUUGGGGAAAAUAGCUAG